Messenger RNA from Scylla paramamosain (green mud crab), 1912 nucleotides. Its product is annotated as nicotinamide riboside kinase 1-like. Lineage: Eukaryota; Metazoa; Arthropoda; Malacostraca; Decapoda; Portunidae. Gene Ontology annotation, molecular function: ribosylnicotinamide kinase activity. Gene Ontology annotation, cellular component: cytoplasm. The coding region runs from base 1 to 642 and encodes 213 amino acids. The record is from RefSeq and is a predicted model, not a curated record. The transcript has a single exon.
AUGUCAUCUUGGCUUGUGGUCGGGAUCUCCGGGGUAACAAAUGGGGGCAAGUCCACCCUUGCCCAGCAGCUGCAGUCACGUCUCCCCACUCACACACAGGUCAUCUCUCAGGAUGACUACUUUUACCCAAAGGACUCCCAGUACCACGUCCCAUGUCCUGGAGGCUUGGCACACCACAACUGGGAUAUCAUCUCUGCCCUGGACAUGAAGAAGAUGGUGUGUGAUGUAAUGGAGAUUGUGAAAUCCCACCCAGACCAAAAUGACAGCAGCCAUAAGGGAGGCACUGGCUCUCCCUUGUCAGAGGAGGUGGGCCUCCGUCCAGUCCUGCUUAUGGACGGAUUCAUCCUGUACGAUGACCCAGAGAUUCUGGAACUGUGUGACUUGCGUUACUUCUUUACUCUGACGCAGGAAGAGUGCUGGGAGAGAAGGUCACAGAGGACCUAUGACCCACCAGAUCCUCCGGGAUACUUUGAGGCCUGUGUCUGGCCCAUGUAUGAGGAGCAUCUGGUAAAGGUCAAGGAAGGGGUUCCCAAUGUGGUGUUCCUUGAUGGCAUGGAGGAAAACCUCUCUGCUGUCCUUCAGCAAGUGACUGCAGCGGCUCGUCUCAAAGGGAAGAAGUACCCAGGAGCAAUACUUGGCUAGAUGGAGAAGGGAGGCCAUGUCAUGUUCUAUUUCACACUGUAAUGGGAUUUUCUGAUGUAAAAUUUGGUUGUAACAGUUUUUUCAGUGGAUUUUCAUUUAAAUAACUUGACUUAUUGAAAGCAUUAAUUCAAUUAAGCUUAUGCAUAAUUCAGGUAAUGAGUGAGAUGAGGCUGUGAACAAAAAAAUUUUAUAUAUGUAUUAGCGUAGUGUGAAAUGGACUUGAAAGAAUUUUUAGCAUGUAACUUGGGACAUUUGAUUUGGCCCACAUUAAACUUUGAACUUGGGAUUUCCUGUGGUAAUAGUUUUCAGUUCAUUAUCACAUUGUAACGAGAUGCUGCUUAAGAGCCUCACUUCCAACAGGUUCCAAGUGUACCCCAGUAUUUCUUUUCUGGUGUUGUGCUAGUAACUAUGUUCACAGAGAUUCUCUCUCUCUCUCUCUCUCUCUCUCUCUCUCUCUCUCUCUCUCUCUCUCUCUCUCUCUCUCUCUCUCUCUCUCUCUCUCUCUCUCUCUCUCUCUCUCUCUCUCUCUCUCUCUCUCUCUCUCUCUCUCUCUCUCUCUCUCUCUCUCUCUCUCUCUCUCUCUCUCUCUCUCUCUCUCUCUCUCUCUCUCUCUCUCUCUCUCUCUCUCUCUCUCUCUCUCUCUCUCUCUCUCUCUCUCUCUCUCUCUCUCUCUCUCUCUCUCUCUCUCUCUCAAGUGGCAGGUGCUGAAUUUGACAAUGUCCAUCAGGUGUGCAGGGUUACCAUGGAGGAGAGUGUUGAGUUAACCUGCAUGCCUAAUGUGCUCAAAUAGUUAAUGCAUAAAAGUGUGUAAGGGAAAAAAACGAAUUUCUUGUUCCUAAGGAUAUUCUUUAUGUAAUUCUAAGUCCAAUGUAGCCAGAUUAAUUUCUUAACAUUACAUGUAUUUAGUUAUACUUAAUACUCUCAGUAGCUUCAGGAAGUUUGAAGUAAAUAUAAAAAAAAAGCUGAUAUUGCCCAUGCCAUUAGUUGCCUAAGUGUACUAACCAUUAACUACUAAAACAGAGUUGCAGGUGACAUCAUUCCAUUAGUCAGGAUGUUCUGAUUAGCCAUAAUGCUGAGACAUGUCAGUCUGGACGCACCACGCCCAUAGCCAUCUCAGGUAUGCAAGAUUCACCGGUCCCAGUUUUGUAUGUCCAUUGACAACUUGAAAUAGCGAUACUUGGAUGUCUGUAUGGUACCAAAAUCUUAAUUUUGUACAAUUUUCAACACUGAUGUAAAGGGAAGUUUAAGUUCAUUAAACGCGUAAAAUCUU